CAUCUCGCUGUGCUCCUCGCGUGCACCGUGCGGGCCGCGAGCCACGCUGCCUGUGCGUUUGUCACGAUUGUCCUGUCCGAGGACUUCUUGGAGUGCUCGGCGGCGCUCGUCCGCUCCAUCCGGCUCACUGAGAGCGUUCACGAUGUUGUAGUGCUGGUCCUGCCAUUCGUCAGCGCGGCGGCUCGCCGCCGGCUGCAGUCUGAUGGGGCCGAUCUAGUACUCGAAGUCGAGGAGAUCCGCAACCCCAACCCCGUGGUCCUCUACCAGAGCUUCGCCAGGAACUAUGGUAUCCUCAGGGCCUGGCAGCUGAACAGUCUCUCAGGCAGGCAGUACGACCGAGCCGUGUACAUGGACGGCGAUAUGGUCAUGACGCAGAAUAGCGACGAGCUCUGCACAUGGCCAGAGCUUUCCGCGUCCCGUGACCUCGGCGGUUCCCGGGACGAGCACGCCGAAGAUUUCAACGCUGGCCUCAUGGUGCUGAGACCCAGCGAAGCGACUUUCGCGCGGCUGAUCGGCCUGGCUCCGCAGGUUGGGAGCGCCUCUGGGGGCGUGCAGCCGCUGCUGCGCGCGGCCUUCCCGACGUGGUCGCGCCUGGAUCACUUCCAAGACAACGUGAACUCUCACGUGUACACCCACCAGAGGCAUUCGUGGCUGCCGCCGCGGAUCCGGUCCAUACACUUCACUGGUCCGGUGAAGCCGUGCUUCACCGAGCCGGAGGAUGCCGACGCGAGGCCCAUCGACGACCCGCUGCAGGUCUGGCACAGGCUAAAUCGGCAUCCAGGCUGGAGGGGUUGCCCGGAUAACAACGAUAGCGUGCCUGCCGCUUUCCAGGACCCGACGUCGUGCUCUCCGCCGCUGCAGUCUGAGGCGGGGGCUCCUUUCGCUGCGGGCGCCUCCGAGGACGAAGUCCGUGUCUUGUGGGGCCAGUGGUUCCCUCUUCGCCCGCGGAGCAUCCUCGGCACUGGCUUCGGCAUGGGCGAGGCAGAGUACAAGGCGGUUCCCGCUUUCCACGUCUGCAAGCAUGGGGCCGCGCUGAUGUCCGAGUUGGCCGAGAGGACAUUUGCGAUUGCCUUUGGUCAGCUCGCUGGUUGCCUCCAAGGCAGAUGCACAGAACUUUCCGCCAUCGCAGACGGGCUUUCAAAGACCUCGCAGCGGAUGCAGAGGACAGUGGAUCUUUUUAUCAAGCGGUCUUCAAUAGAUGCCGAAGUUGAUGCCCACGGAUUCGGUUCAGUUGCGCAGAUCCUGUCCUCGCAUGCGGGUCGUGCUGUGGCAGAAGUAAGCGCCGCCAUUAAAGCUGUCAUCGUGCUCCUUGCCACCAUGUCGGGAGAGGAACCCUCCAUCGCCAUCGUGAGCGGCUACUCCUUGCUCUCAGACUCGCCGGAGCUCCUGGGGCACGAGGGCCCUGAGGCCCCUGUGUUCGCCGUCGAGCCGCCAGAGUACGGUGGCCCCGGGGAGGGCCCUGCGGUGCCAGCCGGGGCGGCGCACUGGGCGGGGCGCCUAGGGUUGGCCGAGGGGCGGGUUGCCGUCGGGCCCCCGGAGAUGGUGCCGGCGUCGAGGCUCGGCCUCUUGGUGCUAACGUGCCCCGCGUGGGGCGCGCCCCCUGAGCCGCCUGGGGAGCAGCGCGAGCUGCUGAGCGCCGAGCUGCGGUAUUGGUCGGCCGUCCUCGAGGGCGGCUCGGGGAUGCUGGUCGGGUGCGGGUUUUCCGCGGCGCACCCAGGCAUCGUGGAGGCGGUGGGCAGUCACUGCCUGGAGCACUCUUGCUCGGGAGGGGUGGGCGCGGCAGGCGCGGACGACGGGGCGCCGCGGGGCGCGGACCUGGAGUUCCGCUUCGGCCACGCGGCGCGGCCGAAGCCCAGGUUCCUGAGGUGCCUGGCGGAUGGCGCCGCCGCGGCGCGCAGCUCUGGCCUCGCUGGCACCUUCCGGCGCUGCCUCGCCGACAGCCAGGCACGGUGCGAGCCGGACCGCACGCUCCAGGUGUGCUCUCACAUGGACGCCGGCUUCGGGUCGGGCAUGCACACCUGGGUGAUGUCCUUCGCCUACGCCCUGGAGCACGACCUCGCCUGGCUGCCGGUGGGGCCCUGGGCCUACGCGGACCCCGGGGCGUGCGGAGCAGGAGCCGAGGGUGGCUUGGACUGCUACUUCGAGAAGGUCACCAACUGCACGGAGUCGUCCAUGCAGAAGGUGUGCGCAAACGUGUACUCGCGCGCGAAGCACCAGACGCUGAUCAUCCAGGCGGCCGAGUUGCUCGGCGUCCCCCGCGCCUGGGUCUGGGGCCAGAUGUUGGCCUACAUCAUGCAGGCGCGGCCGCCAGUUGCCCAACUCGUGAAGCACAACGUCCCUGGGCGUCUCUCGGAAGGGCCAUUCGCCGCGGUCCACAUGCGUGUGGGCACGAACCUGACCGGGGAGGACGACCCCUCCUGGGGCCGCAACAAGGAGGGCGUGCGGCCGUACAUGGCUGGCCUGGAGAAGCUGGGCAGGGGGAGCAACCGCACGGUGUACGUCAUGACAGACGACCCAUCGCUGACGGAGGAGCGGCUGCGCGAGCUGGCCCCGGGCGUGUCCUUCGUGCGCCCGCAGCGCGCCACCGUCGACCUGUCGAAGGCGAGGCCCAACGGGACCUCCGCCCACGACGUGGUGGUCGACCUCUUGGCCGACAUCGAGGCCGCCGUGAGCUCCGACGUGUUCGUAGGCACCAUCAGCAAUAUCUUCUGGCUGGUCUACGCACUCAAGCAGACUCGCGAGGGGCACACUGGGGUGGCCUGCUGGCUCGACACGGUCCGCAAGAAGUCCCUCGACACUCUUGUGUGCCCCUGGGACCAGGGCUUCUACUGGCACGGCCCCCGGGGGCUCACCUCGCAUCCAACGGAGGAGAUGCGGGCGCGCAUCCGGGCUGGCGAUCCGCCCGCCGUGGCCAAGGACCGCCGCGGCAGAGCUGGCCCCGCCAGGAACGGAAAAGGCCCUUGCUGGUCGUGCGAGGCGAAGCUCGAGGCGAGCCAGGACACGUGGAACCUGUUCAGGAAGCCGAGGUGGAGGUGA
Messenger RNA from Prorocentrum cordatum, 3036 nucleotides. The record is from the annotation of a GenBank genome assembly. NCBI's taxonomy places the organism in Eukaryota, Dinophyceae, Prorocentrales, Prorocentraceae.